GCAUUAUUGACCAAACACCACAGCAGAAGUGACACUCCAAUUAAACCAGGUAAAAAAUAUGAAAUUAAUAUAUUCAAGGAGGCACUUUCAUUUUCAUUCAUUUUAAUGAGAGAGUGAAAACCUCUCCUGGAACAAAAAGUCAGCUACUAAACUCAAAAGUUGGGAAAAAAAAAGAGAUUUAUGCCUGCGUGGUCCCGUUUUAACUGAAAUCUCCGUAAAUACAGUCACUGGUGAAUAUAGCUACGCCAUAUUCGCAUAAUCUACGUUCUCAUGUUCAUUCACAUGUCCCUACUUCACCUCAGAGCCACUUCCUCUGUAAUUUGAUAUUUGACCGUAAUACAUGUAAUAAAGUGGGUAAAGUUCAGGGGGAAUUUCUGCAGACUUUGGGAAAUUGACGCACAGACCGUCUGGCUGCGUGUGCGAGGUGCCACAUCGAAAAUAUAAACCGCAGAAAAUGAGCAUCAUGCUGCUGAUCCUGCUGCAGUUGUCUGUCCUUGUGUCGUGUGCUCCUCCACAAUGUGACCCAGGAUUUCGAGGACUGUGCAAGCCAAAAGUGGAAGAAAAACCCAAAUGCACAGAUGUAUUACUAUCCUACUGCGAUGACAUGGCCUACACUCAGACCAUGUUCCCGAACAUCCUCGGCCACAAGAAUCGCGAAGAUGCCGAGGCCGGCGCCGAGUACCUCCUAAUGAGCGUGGUCGAAUCUCUGCUCGGGGGAGAGUGCAACCCUGAAAUCCGCAUGCUGAGCUGCUCUGUGUUGGCCCCGCGCUGCGAGAAGGAGAAAGUGCUGAAGCCCUGUCGGACCACCUGUGAGACGGUGCAUAAAAGAUGCAGCCACUCCUUUGAGGCCAUAGAGAUGGCUUGGCCCUACUUCCUGGACUGCGAUCGCUUCUUUGUCAGUGACCAAGAGGGGUGUUAUGACCCGCUGGAAGGCCUCAGAGCAGAGCAGGUUGUAGAGGAUGUUGACAGCAUUGAAAUUCCUCCUCCUGAGGAGCCCGCCACCACGAUACAGUUUACCUAUCACUCCAACGCUCAGAUGAUCAGUAUCUUGAAGAAAACUGAGGAACAAUGCUCCGACAUAGCCAAAACCUACAGCAUCGGCCGCAGCAUGGAGGGCAGGGACCUGCUCGUGAUCGAGUUCUCAAACAACCCCGGCCAACAUGAACUGCUCGAGCCAGAGAUAAAGUACAUCGGCAACAUGCAUGGAAAUGAAAUCCUGGGCCGCCAGCUGCUGAUCUACUUGGCUCAGUACCUGUGCUCCGAGUAUCUGCUGGGGAACGAGCGCAUCCAGACCCUCAUCAACACCACCCGCAUCCAUAUUCUGCCCUCCAUGAACCCUGACGGUUACGAGAAUGCUGUUUCUGGACUCCAGGACAAUAACUACAGUGAUGAUGAGCAGGCGAGCUACGAUUCUUCCCACAUCGGCCGGAACAAUGCUCAGAACAUCGACCUGAACAGAAACUUCCCCGAUUUAACGUCCAUCGUUUACGGUCAACGCAAACAGAAGGGCUACCGCACCGACCACGUCCCAAUUCCAGACUAUUACUGGUUUGGUAAGGUUGCACCGGAGACUUACGGUGUCAUGAAAUGGAUCCGCUCCAUCCCGUUCGUGCUCUCCGCUAACUUCCAUGGCGGGGACCUGGUGGUGUCCUACCCCUACGAUCUGUCCAAACACCCGCUGGAGCGCAACAUGUUCUCCCCAACACCGGACGACAAGGUAUUUAAGCUUCUUGCAAGAACAUAUGCAAAUGCCCAUGAGACCAUGUCCAAUGAAAAUGCCCAGUGUGGAUCGUCUCGUGGUAUCAGUACCAAAGGAAUUGUUAAUGGAGCAGAGUGGUACAGCAUGGCUGGUGGCAUGCAAGACUUCAACUAUCUUCACACUAACUGUUUUGAGGUGACUGUGGAGCUGGGUUGUGAUAAAUUCCCCCCUGAAGAGGAACUGUUUCUCAGCUGGCAUGAAAACCAGGAGGCCUUAAUCACAUUUAUGGAAACGGCCCAUCUAGGUAUCAAAGGAAUUGUAAAAGACGAGGAGGGAAAUGCAGUCAAAGGUGCACGAAUAUCAGUCAGACGAAUAAGGCAUGAUGUGACCACAGCUGAAAACGGAGAGUACUGGCGCCUCCUCACCCCUGGCAUCCAUGUUGUGAGUGCCUCGGCCCCGGGCUACACCAGAGCUAUGAAGAAAGUGCGCCUGCCUCCUCGCAUGCACACAGCAGGCCGGGUGGACUUUGUGUUGCAGAAAGCUGCGCCAGAGCCUGACCUGCAAGAAGAGGAUGACACCAUCCCGUCUAUGGGCACCUAUGACCGCUUUGACCCUUAUAAUCAGUACGAGCGCUACACCCUGAUGGCCGAUUUGAGCCACAACCGCGAGGAGAGAGUAGAGAAGCCCUGGUGGUGGAACUACUUUGUCCUGCCGGGAGGCCCUGCACCAACCUGGCUGCUCAAACACAAUUAGAGCUUCCAUGGGAAAAGUUGAAAAAUAGUAUCUCUUGCUACAGUAUACACACACACACUGAGCUAUUGUGUAAAGAAUGUGCUGCUUUUUAUUGAUGUUACACCGCAGAAAAUGGUAAAUGCUAGCUGGCUGGCCUUCAUGUUAGCUUUUACACUUUUACCUACAUGUGCUUUGUUUGGUCCAAAGUCAAUAACAUUACUUUAAUGAAUAACCAUGAUGAAAUUAAGACUUUUAUAACAAUUUUACAGCAGAAAUAAAGAACUGUUGUGUCAAUGAU
This is a messenger RNA of Perca flavescens (yellow perch), 2729 nucleotides long. Its product is annotated as carboxypeptidase Z. Lineage: Eukaryota; Metazoa; Chordata; Actinopteri; Perciformes; Percidae. Gene Ontology annotation, molecular function: protein binding; metallocarboxypeptidase activity; zinc ion binding. The coding region runs from base 455 to 2452 and encodes 665 amino acids. The record is from RefSeq and is a predicted model, not a curated record. The transcript has 11 exons. Gene Ontology annotation, biological process: protein processing; peptide metabolic process.